GGGAAAAGUCCUAAAAUUGUGAUUGAUAAUCAAAGGGUGGUGUGGUGCCUGCGCGCUAGAGUCUCUUGAUAUAAACAUGGCUGCCACGCCAAAUAACACUCCGAGGAUCGUGCUGGUCGGGAAGACGGGAAGUGGGAAAAGUGCAACUGCAAACGCCAUUCUCGGGGAAAAAGUAUUCGAGUCUAGGAUUGCUGCCCACGCUGUUACCCAAACUUGUCAGAAAGCAUCCCGGGAAUGGAAGGGGAAAGAGCUUCUCGUUGUUGACACCCCAGGGCUCUUUGACACCAAGGAGACCCAGGACAAAACCUGCAAGGAAAUCAGCCAAUGUGUCCUCGCCUCCUGUCCUGGGCCUCACGCCAUCGUCUUGGUCCUGAGGCUGGGCCGCUACACAGAGGAAGAGCAGAAAACCGUGGCGUUGGUCAAGACUCUGUUUGGGAAAGCAGCCAUGAACUAUAUGAUCAUCUUAUUCACUCGCAGAGAUGAACUGGGGAACCAGAGCCUGAGCGACUUUUUGAAGCAUGCAGAUGUAAACCUACGAAGCCUCCUCCAGGAGUGUGGAGACCGCCGCUAUGCCAUCAGUAACAGAAACACAGAGCAGGCUGAGAAGGAAGCUCAGGUGCAGGAGCUGCUGGAGCUGAUAGACAAGAUGGUGCAGAACAACCAAGGGGCUUACUUUUCUGACCCCAUUUACAAGGACAUAGACCAAAAGCUGAGACAGCAGGAGGAAUGCUUGAAGAAAGUCUAUGAGGAUGAAUUACAAAACCAAAUGAAACUAAUAGAAAAGGAAUAUGCCAAUGAACCACAAGAAGAAAAGGAUAAACAAAUAAAGUUGCUACUGCAGAAGCAUGAAGAACGAAAGAAAAAUAUAAAGGAAGAAGCUGAGAUGAAAAUAUUUCAGAGUUUAUUCAACAUGAUUAAAAAUAUGCUUUCAAGAAUAUGGCACAUGUUCUGGUAGUAUAAAAUUUAUUUUUACUCCUUAGUUUACUAUAACUUGUUAAUGUGGUAGUGUUUAUUUUCCAAAGAUGGUUAAAACCCUAUCUUCUGACUUCUUAUAAUCUGAUUCCUCUUAUGAUCUCUCUUCCUUGAGCUAAGGGCCUAUGUCCUUAACCUGGAAAUUAGAGGGACUUUGUGACUGCUUUGAGAAAUAGUGGGUGGUUGAAGUAACACCAUACGACUUCUAAGAUUAAAUAGGGAAAAUGCCUCCUUGCUCUUUCACAUUGGUUACCCUUGGAAUUUGCCCACCCUGUUGUGAGGAAGCCUGAGUAGAAGCCCAAGUCGCCCGCAUGAAGAGAACCUGAAGUCACUGAUCCACUCCCCUGGCUGAGAUUUCAUCUGCCAUCCAGAAUCAGCUUGCCAGCCUUGCAAGUGAGGCAAGACAGAGUGGAUUCUCCAGCUGCCAACUGAUGAAACUGCAAAGAGCAAAGAAGAGCCAUCCCCAUGGGGUCCUGCCUAAAUUGGAGAUUCCUGAGAAAAAUAAAUGGUUGCUGUUCUUUUAAACCAC
Odocoileus virginianus texanus is the source of this 1501-nucleotide messenger RNA. Lineage: Eukaryota; Metazoa; Chordata; Mammalia; Artiodactyla; Cervidae. The record is from RefSeq and is a predicted model, not a curated record.